Acanthosepion pharaonis is the source of this 1923-nucleotide messenger RNA. NCBI's taxonomy places the organism in Eukaryota, Metazoa, Mollusca, Cephalopoda, Sepiida, Sepiidae. The record is from the annotation of a GenBank genome assembly.
AUGUUACUCUUUUCUUUUCUUUCCUUUUUACUUUCCUUUUUUUUCUUAUCCUCCUUUUUUUUUAUUUUCUUCUUUUUAAUUUCCUUUUCCUUUUUCCUCCGAAUUCUGCCUUUUGUUUCUCUUUUUUUAUCCCGUCUUUUUGUUUCCUUUGCCAAAUUAUUUCCAUUUCUUUCUUUCUUUCGUUCUUUCUUUCUUUCUUUCUUUCUUUCUUUCUUUCUUUCUUUCUUUCUUUCCAUAGUUCAUAUACUUUGCUUUCCUCUUCUUUUUCUAUUUCUCUCUUUCUUUUUCUGUUUUUCUUUAUUUUUCAUUAAAAUCUUUUUCUUUCUUUCUUUUCGUUCUUUCUUUCUUUCUUUCUUUCUUUCUUUCUUUCUUUCUUUCUUUCUUUUAGAAUUCAGAAAGUUACUUUUCGUUUUUCUCUUUUGUUUAUUCACGCGUCGCUUUUUCUUAUUUUUUCGUUGUUUUAUUUCGUUUUUUCUUCUCUUUCUCUUUUUCUUCUUUUCUUUUUUCUUCUCACACUGUGUCUUUUUCUUCUUUCGCUUUCCUUUUUUUCUUUCUUUUUCUUUUUCCUCUUUUCUUUUUCGUUGUUUUAUUUCGUUUUUUCUUCUCUUUCUCUUUUUCUUCUUUUCUUUUUUCUUCUCAUUCUGUGUCUUUUUCUUCUUUCGCUUUCCUUUUUUCUUCUUUCUUUUUCUUUUUCCUCUUUCUUUUUUCCUUCUUUUUCAUUUUUCUUCUUUCUCUUUUUCUUCUUUCUCUUUUCUUCUUUUUUUUCUAUCUUUUUCUUCUUACUCUUUGUCUUUUUCUUCAUUCUCUUUUUCUUUUGCUUGUCUUUUUCUUUUUUCUUUUUCUUUUUCCUCUUUCUUUUUUCCUUCUUUUUUUCUUUUUCUUCUUUCUCUUUUUCCUCUUUUCUUUUCCAUUUUUUCUGUCUCUUUUUCUUUCUUUUUCUUCUUUCUCUUUUUCCUCUUUUCUUUUUCUUUUUUCUGUCUCUUUUUCUUUCUUUUUCCUCUCUCUCUUUUUUCUUCUUUUUCUUUUUUCUCUUUUUUCUUCUUUCUCUAUCAUUUCUCUCAUAUUGUAUUCUUCUUUUCUUAUGCCAUUAUUUCUCCGCAUCCCUUGUCCCCAAAAGACUUUUUCAUUUUCUUUCUUUCUUCAUUUUUCUCACUUUCCUCCACUCCUUUUCUUCAUUCUACGUUUAAACCUUUUAUUUUCUUUUUCUUUUCUUGUUUUUUUAUUCGUUCUUUUUUUACUUUCCUAUUCAUUCUUUCUUUCUUUCUUUCUUCUUUUUUUUCUCCUCCUCCUCUAUACUUUCUUCAUUACUUUCUUCUCUCACCCCGUUCCUUAUUUUUCUUCCUCAUUUCUUCUCUUUCUUUUUUUGUUUUCGACUCCCUUCCUAACUUUUCUCUCCUCUUUCUAUCCAUUGCUUUCAUACUUCUUUAUUUCUUUUUCUUUCUAUCACCCCUAGCCUGCGUUUUCCUUUCUCUCUUCUCAUCUUUCCUUUCAUUAUUUCUUUCCUUUCUUAUUUCUUUUUUCUUCCUUUGCCUUUUUUUUUCACUACCUUUCUUUAUCCUCUCUACCGAUUUCAUUUUCUUUUCUUUCUUUUAUUUUCCAAACUUUUAUUUCCCGUUUUCAUUUCCUUGUUUUCUCUUCCGUCUAACUUUUCGCCUUUCCUUUUUUUUUUUUUUUUGGUUUCUUGGAUUCUUUUUCUUCUCUCCGAUAAAAAGAUCACAAGUAUCGAACAAUGACCCAGAAAAUACAAUCACUGAAAUGCCAACUCAUUCGGUCGUAGACUCCUUUUCAAACGGGCACAAUCAAAAGUUAUCUCCACUCGACAUCUGUUUCUUCCUUCACCAUGCAGAGUUGAGUCUUACGUCCAUUCUGACUGUCUUUCUCUCCGUAUCUAUCUAUCUAUCUAUCUAUCUAUCUAUCUAUUAG